UUCAGCAUUGUAGAAAUUCUUACACUGUUCCGAAUAUGGGUCUGUUUUCAGAAGCAGAAAAACAGUGAGAAAGAAGGAGCUGCAGCUGCUGGAUCCUCGUCCACGUUGGUCAAAGUGAAGACUCGAUACAAAGAUGUUGAUGACUAUAUUUCCACUUACGAGCCUCUUAUUUUUGAAGAAGCCAAGUCUCAGAUUAUUAAGGAGAAAGAAGAUGAAGAGGUGACUGAAUGGAAGCUGGGGGUGGUGAAGAGUUACACUGAGGGGGAUGGCUUUCAUUUUAUAGAGUUUCCGUGUGAAAUAAAUGAGGGAGAAUCGAUAUCACAGAAUGAUCUUUUACUGCUCUCCAAAGAUAAGUUUGUGGAUGGAAAAAAAUUGCCCACUGUAUAUGCAUUUGCUUUGGUGGAGAAUGUACGAAAAUUUUCUGAAACAAGGCUUCUCCGUGCUAGACUCUACCUAGCUGGAGAGUUCUCUCAUUAUGAUACAGAUAGUGUAAAAUCAUCUCCAAGGCUAUUUAACAUGCGUUCUCAUAUAUGUGAGUCAGAGAGACAAUUGUAUUUUAUGAAGAUGUGCAGUUUAUCCACCAUUGCUCGUGAAUAUUUGGCUGUACGAACAAUUGGCUUCCUCCCUUACAAGGAUUUGAUAUUAAAUGCUGUUGGAGAGAAUUCCAGUACAGAAGCUGAGCGUUGGAAAAUCUCAAUAUCUCUGAAGGAAUAUGUUGAAAGUACUUUCAAUCAAUAUCAGCGUGAGGCUAUAAUAGCAGGUCUAUCGCCAAAAGCAUUUGUCCUUAUACAGGGUCCCCCUGGGACUGGGAAAACUCAAACCAUACUUGGGCUUCUAAGUACCAUUUUGCAUUCAAGUCCAACAAGGGUGCAGUCGAAGAACGGGAUGCUCGAGCUAAAGCGGGAGGUGCAGUUACCAAUUGAGGAAAAACGCAAACACUGGGGACUGGCCUCUCCAUGGUUGAAUAGUGUUAAUCCAAGGGAUAGUUUGAUGCCAAAAGAUGGCGAUGAUGGAUUUUUCCCAACUACUGGAAAUGAAUUAAAACCUGAGGCUGUAACUUCAAGCCGUAAGUAUCGGGUACGAAUUCUAGUAUGCGCUCCAUCAAACUCUGCCCUGGAUGAGAUUGUGUUGCGGGUUCUUAAUGGAGGGGUACAUGAUGAAUGUGAUCGACCUUACACACCUAACAUUGUUCGGAUUGGUCUCAAAGCACAUCAUUCAAUCAAGCAAGUCGCCUUGGAUGAACUUGUGAAAGGAAAACGGGUCAGUGCCAACAAAUCAUCUACUGAUAAGCAGAGCAAUGGUCCUGGGGGAAAUAAUGAUGAUAGUGUCCGGGCUGCACUUCUGGAUGAAGCCACAAUAGUUUUCUCGACUCUCAGUUUUAGUGGUUCGCAUAUCUUCAGUAAACUAAAUCGCAGCUUUGAUGUUGUGAUUAUAGAUGAAGCAGCUCAAGCUGUGGAACCUGCGACCCUUGUGCCAUUAGCCAAUCAAUGCAAAAAAGUAUUUCUGGUUGGUGAUCCUGCACAGCUUCCAGCAACUGUAAUUUCAGAUGUUGCUAAGAAUCAUGGAUAUGGCACAAGCUUAUUUGAAAGAUUGAUGCAAGCUGGCUAUCCAGUUAAAAUGUUGAAGACCCAAUACCGAAUGCAUCCUGAGAUAAGAAGCUUCCCUUCUAGCGAAUUUUAUGAAGAUGCAUUGGUAGAUGGGGAUGAUGUCAAAAUGCGGACACAACGUGAGUGGCAUCAGUAUCGCUGCUUUGGUCCAUUCUGUUUCUUCGAUGUACAUGAGGGAAAAGAGACUCGGCCAUCAGGGAGUGGUUCUUGGAUAAAUACCGAGGAAGUUGAUUUUGUCCUAUUCUUGUAUCAAAAACUGAUAACACGAUAUCCCACGUUGAAGUCGGGUAACCAAGUUGCAAUCAUAUCACCCUAUAGACAACAAGUCAAGCUCUUCCAAAAACGUUUUGAAGAGACUUUUGGAGUGUCAUCCCAGGAAAUAGUGGAUAUAUGUACGGUUGAUGGUUGCCAGGGACGUGAGAAGGAUGUUGCAAUAUUUUCAUGUGUGAGGGCAAGCGAAGAUAAAGGUAUAGGGUUUGUGGAGGACAUCCGGCGAAUGAAUGUUGGGAUCACAAGAGCAAAGUCUGCAGUUUUGGUUGUUGGAUCUGCCUCAACAUUGAGGAGGAGCAAACAAUGGAACAAGCUAGUGGAAAGUGCUGAGAAGAGGGAUUGUUUCUUCCAAGUUUCGAAACCCUACUCCUCAUUCUUCAGCGACGAAAAUCUUACAUCCAUGAAAGCAAAGAUAGGGGAACAAUCUCAGAAUGCUGAAAUGCAGGAUGUUGAAGUGCCGCAUGAAAAUGCUGUAGCAGAUGCCGAUCAAGCACAAGCUGAGGACUAUGGAGAUGGUGAUGGCGAUGCUGAAAUGGAUGAUCCAGGUGACGAUGAUUAGAGUUAAUAAAUAGUUACAUAGCUGUAUAGUUGAGUAUACACAUAACAGGCUUCUGGUUCUGUAUAUUCCAAUAUUUGCAACCUGCAUUUGUCUGGAUAGUUAGUAACUUUCAUCGCCAAAAAGCAAGAAAGUCCAUCCGCGACUAUUGGUUUGUUAUACUUGUUAGAGUAUAAUUAGGAUCAAUUUACAUUAUUUAACAUAUCUGAAUAUUUAUUAUAGGAUAUUAUGUCUUAGCACCUAUGAAUAUUUUUUUAUAUUGUAUCAUUCUACACAACUUGAA
Messenger RNA from Arachis duranensis, 2716 nucleotides. Its product is annotated as probable helicase MAGATAMA 3. Lineage: Eukaryota; Viridiplantae; Streptophyta; Magnoliopsida; Fabales; Fabaceae. The annotation marks the transcript as partial. The transcript is spliced from 19 exons. Gene Ontology annotation, molecular function: helicase activity. The record is from RefSeq and is a predicted model, not a curated record.